This is a messenger RNA of Peromyscus eremicus (cactus mouse), 3150 nucleotides long. RefSeq names its product organic cation/carnitine transporter 2. The transcript has 10 exons. The coding region runs from base 246 to 1919 and encodes 557 amino acids. Gene Ontology annotation, biological process: transmembrane transport. NCBI's taxonomy places the organism in Eukaryota, Metazoa, Chordata, Mammalia, Rodentia, Cricetidae. Gene Ontology annotation, cellular component: membrane. The record is from RefSeq and is a predicted model, not a curated record. Gene Ontology annotation, molecular function: transmembrane transporter activity.
CCCCCGCCCCCGCCGCGCCGGGCCUCAGAGCCGGGACGGCGGGGCGGGCCUUGCGGCCCAGGCCCAGGCCCAGAGCCCGCCCCGGCCUCAGGCCCUAUGUAAGGUUGGCAGUGGCCGAGUCGGAGGCUGUGGUGGAAACUCACGAGCCUGCUCCUUGCUCACCCGCAGACGCCCGCAGCGCCCAGUCUCCUGCGCCGCGGUGUCCCCAGAUCCCCGGCCGGGCGCUGUGGGCAGCUGAGGACAGCAUGCGGGACUACGACGAGGUGACCGCCUUCCUGGGCGAGUGGGGGCCCUUCCAGCGCCUCAUCUUCUUCCUACUCAGCGCCAGCAUCAUCCCCAAUGGCUUCAAUGGUAUGUCAGUCGUGUUCCUGGCGGGGACCCCGGAGCACCGUUGCCUUGUGCCUGACACCGUGAACCUGAGCAGCGCGUGGCGCAACCACAGUAUCCCGUUGGAGACGAAGGACGGGCGACAGGUGCCCCAGAAAUGCCGCCGCUACCGACUGGCCACCAUCGCCAACUUCUCUGCGCUGGGGCUGGAGCCUGGACUGGAUGUGGACCUGGAGCAGCUGGAGCAGGAAAACUGCCUGGAUGGCUGGGAGUACGACAAGGAUGUCUUCCUGGCCACUAUCGUGACCGAGUGGGACCUGGUGUGUCAGGAUGAUUGGAAAGGCCCGUUCACCAUCUCCCUGUUUUUCGUGGGUGUGUUGCUGGGCUCCUUCAUUUCGGGACAGCUCUCCGACAAGUUUGGACGGAAGAAUGUGUUGUUUUUGACCAUGGCCAUGCAGACUGGCUUCAGCUUCCUGCAGGUCUUCUCUGUGAACUUCGAGAUGUUUACUGUGCUCUUUAUCCUUGUUGGCAUGGGUCAGAUCUCCAACUACGUGGCAGCAUUUGUCCUGGGAACAGAAAUCCUUUCCAAGUCAAUUCGAAUUAUAUUCGCCACCUUAGGAGUAUGCAUAUUUUAUGCAUUUGGCUUCAUGGUUCUGCCUCUGUUUGCAUACUUCAUCAGAGACUGGCGGAAGCUGCUACUGGCACUCACUGUGCCAGGGGUGCUGUGUGGGGCUCUCUGGUGGUUUAUUCCUGAGUCUCCCCGAUGGCUCGUCUCUCAAGGCCGAAUUAAAGAGGCAGAAGUGAUCAUCCGCAGAGCGGCCAAAAUCAAUGGGAUUGUUGCACCUUCCACUAUCUUUGAUCCAGAUGAGUUACAAGACCUAAAUUCCAAGACACCUCAGUCACACCACAUUUAUGAUCUGAUCCGAACCCGGAAUAUCAGGAUCCUCACCAUCAUGUCCAUAAUCCUGUGGCUGACCAUAUCAGUGGGCUAUUUCGGACUUUCUCUUGACACUCCUAACUUGCAUGGGAACAUCUAUAUGAACAGCUUCCUCUUGGCGGCGGUUGAAGUCCCAGCCUAUGUGUUGGCCUGGCUGCUGCUGCAGCACUUGCCCCGGAGAUAUUCCAUCUCUGGUGCCCUCUUCCUGGGCGGUGGUGUCCUUCUCUUCAUGCAGCUGGUGCCCUCAGGAUUGUUUUAUUUGUCUACUGCCCUGGUGAUGGUGGGCAAGUUUGGAAUCACCUCAGCCUAUUCCAUGGUCUAUGUGUACACAGCUGAGCUGUACCCCACUGUGGUCAGAAACAUGGGUGUGGGGGUCAGCUCCACAGCAUCCCGCCUUGGCAGCAUUCUGUCCCCCUACUUUGUCUACCUUGGUGCCUAUGACCGCUACCUGCCUUACAUCCUCAUGGGAAGUCUGACCAUCCUGACAGCUAUCCUCACCUUGUUCUUCCCAGAGAGCUUUGGUGUCCCUCUCCCAGACACCAUCAACCAGAUGCUAAGGAUCAAAGGAAUAAAACAAUGGCAAACCCAAAACCAGACAAGGAUGCUAAAAGAUGGUGAGGAAGGCCCAACAGUCCUAAAAAGCACAGCCUUAUAACACCCCUCCAGAAGGUGAAAAACGAAACAGACAACCUGCAUAUCGUCAGAAACGCUGUCAAUGACCAAGAGCUUUUCUGUUCUGUUGACCUUGUGUCUAAUGUGCUCUGUCCCGGAUGGGUGAAUCUGUCCUGGAGAGCCAGCCACAGACAGCUUGCACAUCCCAUUCCAGGGGUGGCCUUGGCCCUUCCAAAGAAGUUCAUGAGUCUCUUGAGCCAGUGGGACUUGCAAGACUGUGCGAAACACCUGCUAGACUCGCUUUGCUGUCUUAGAAGACUGAGAAGGCUGCACAGAUAGAACUGCAGGUCUGUUCCCCUCCUCUCCCUAACUGACAGACUCACAGGAAAAGGAAUAGACGUCUCUCAGGGGCUGUGCUCUUGGCUAGGAUGCACAGGGCCCUGAGUUCCACAGGAAGGACCAGAUGGAAACAAACAAAACUUCUUGGAAAUAAAGGAUUCCAUGGGAGUUUGAUUUCUCAUCUUUUCUAAGUUACAAAAGUCCUUCCUGUGGUUGUUUAUCUCACAACAGAAGAACACAAGACCUGGGGAACCUAGAGGAAAUGAAGGUGUGAGCAGGUACAUAACGUCAGCAGUGUGUGGAUUGUGACUGCACAGUCCCACGGCCUGGUGUACUGCGUGUGUCUGGUCAGAGUCCUGGGUUUGUCCAGGCCGUGAGAAAUCCACUGUUGAGGCCAAGGCUUGUCCUCCUCUGCUGUGUAAAUCAGAAUCCCUGGCUACCCCAGACACUGCCUGUGUCUUAAAGGGAAUGUAUGGGUGACAGAGUGUCCUCCCUCUCUCAGCACUGUCGUGGGGGUGGUUUUGCUUGUCAUCAUCGCUGUCCUAUCUCGAGUAAGUCACCCUUCAGCAGAGACUUGGGAACAGUGUUUCUCGGCCCUGAGUCACCCUGGCUGGUGUUGAGCUGCCACCAUGGCGGCCUUAGCCACUACCACUGCUCCGAGUGCCCAAAACAACAACAACACUCUGCUUCUUCCUUUACGAUGUGUAAUCAUGGGGAAAAUUACAAGAAAGAAUCGUAAACUGAGUUCAGUCUCCCAGAGUUGCUGGCUGCAGUCAUGUAACAUCAGCAGGUGUUUUGUGUUCCGUGUGAUUGUCUCCUCUUCUGAUUAUGUUGCCAUGCUACUCCUAAAGCACACGCUUCCCCUACUUUAAAAAAGAAUGUAUUUUGUAGAAACUACUGAAGUGCCUUGGGCAAUGAGAUGGUUUUAAUAAACA